Molecule: messenger RNA, 6865 nt
Organism: Peromyscus californicus insignis
Lineage: Eukaryota; Metazoa; Chordata; Mammalia; Rodentia; Cricetidae
Gene: Catsperq
Product: transmembrane protein 249
Exons: 4
Source: RefSeq, a predicted model, not a curated record
CUACCUAACCAGGUCCCCAAGGAACAGACCGGCGGCUUCUCCGUGUCUGCCAUUGCCCAGCACUUCUGGCUCUGGGCCCUAGGACUCUUCUCUACUGAGCGUCACUUAGCGAGGCGUCUCAAGCACAACAGCUUUUACCCCUUCCAGCAGCAGCAGCCGGAUGUCUUUGUGCUAGAGUACUUCCUGGACACGCUCUGGAAGGGGAUGCUGCUCUUCAUCUUCUGCCUUGUCUUGGUCUGCACUGGUACCCUGAAACAGGUCAGAGGUCCUGCACCCCACCCCAUAGCUCUCUGCGUGAGAGCCACACAGGAACCUCCUGCCAGAACUCACCUCCCUAUUAAUCCUUGGUGCCCACAGGUGGAGAAGCAGGAGACCUGGUGCUUUCCUGCCUAUGGCAUGGCUAUAGGCCUGUGGCUCAUGAUCUCCUCAUUGCCCCGGCGCCGCCUAGUGCUGAACCACACCCGUGGCAUGUACCAUUUCUCCAUCAGUGGCCGAACUGUAUGUCAGGGGCCAAUGCAUCUGGUCUACGUGCGCCUGACACUCAGCUCUGAUGCCUAUGGCAGGUGCUUCUUCCAGCUGGUCCUUUGUGGCCACAAGUUAGAGCCUCUUGUUCUGGUGCAGCUGUCAGAGCGCUAUGAGCAAAUGGAAUUCCUGGGCCGGCACAUUGCCCGGAAACUCAACAUCAACUACUUUGACUACCUGGCUGCCUCCUACCGUCAUGUGGUCCGCCACUGGCCGCUGGGGGCGACCUUUAACCCUGGCAUUGUGCAUCGAAAAGCACAAGCCUACGCGAAGUCAAGUGUCACCGACCUGGAUGUUUAACCCUAGGGCCUGAACCCCAACCUCCUUUUCCCUACACUGUCCUCAUCCCCGUCCUGGAGGGACGGCCAGCCAGCCCCACCUACUAUCCUUCCUCUUACUAAAGCUGCUUCAAUCUCCAGCCAGGUGGUUCUCUGUUUGUUUGUUUGUUUGUUUGUUUUUGAGGGGGCUUCCUUUAAGGGUCUUCCCCUAGCACAACCUUCCAGGGCCUAAGAAUCCCAUCUUCUCCAGCCUCUGGAGCAAACCCCACAGUUUGGGUUAGAAGAAGCGAGGAGAGUAUCAUGUAACCAGGCCUCUGAGUAUCUGAACUCAUCACUUGGCUUAGGACUUCCUGUCCCUCUUAGCCAGCAAGGCUGAAUUGGGGCUAACCAAUGAAGCUCGGCAGUCAGAAUAUGAUUGGUCUGUUUGACUUAAGCACCUGCCCCUAGUCCAGCCAGCAGUGAUAUGGGGCAGAGUCAGAUGAUAUGCCCUGGGCCUUCUGGCAUAAAUGGGACUCCAUACCCCAAUGUUGCUUAUGCACACUUGGCUUCCAGAGUCCUCAGCCAAGCUGCCAGGCCCACCAUGGCAUAUGCUUUGUGUCUCUGAUGAGUGUCCUUGUCUGGCAGAACAUUCUAGCUCCUACGCUAGUACCUGAGGCCUCCUGGUGCCUGGGGCUGCCAUGGGAACAGAGGACCACUGUCCACCUGGGUCUGUGGUCAACAUGUUGGCAUGCGUCCCUGGUACCAGGACUAGCUACAUAGUUAGUAGAGCCACAAGAUGAAGAUAUGGAGCCUUGCCUGGUGCACGCCUUUAAUCCCAGCACUUGAGAGGCAGAGGCAGGUGGAUCUGUCUCUGAGUUUGAGGCCAGCCUGGUCUACAGAGCAAGUUCCAGGACAGCCAAGGCUACACAUAGAAACACUGUCUCAAAAAAACAAAAACAAGGGGCUGGAGUGAUGGCUCAAUGGUUAAGAGCACCAACUGCUCUACCAGAGGACCCGGGUUCAAUUCCCAGCACCCACAUGGCAGCUAACAACUGUCUGUAACUCUAAGAUCUGACACCCUCACACAGACAUACAUGCAUACACCAAUGCACAUAAAAUAAAGAUAAAUAAAAUAAUAAUAAUAAUGAAAAGAAACCAAACCAACCCCCCCCCAAAAAAAAAGAAAAAGAGAAAGAAAAGAAGGAAGGAAAUAUGGAGUCUUCAUUAAAACGUUGUUACACCUAUAAUCUCAGCUUUGGGUGGAUAGAACCAGGAAGAUCAGAAGUUCAUGGUCAUCCUCUGAUACAUUGUGCGUCCCAAGCCAGCUUUGGGCUACAGAGACCCUGUCUCAACAAUUAAAAUUACUAAGGGGUUAGGCAGAGUGGAACACCUUUAAUUGUAGCACCCAGGAGGUGGAGACCAGAAGUUUGAUAGUAUGAAGGUAAUAAGAUACUGUAUUGGAAAAAAAAGUUUAAUGAGGGAUCUGGAGUGUAGGAUGAAGCUCACACGUGCAAGGCAUGGGUUUCAUCAAUCCGUUGGGACAAAAAAAAAAAAAAAAGGAAAAAGAGAGGAAGAGGGAUGGGGAGGAAGGGAUGAUGGACAGAAAACAUCCUUGGAAAAUUCCAAAUUGUUAGUCACGCCAAUGGAAAAUGGCUGGGAAGUUCAAUGAGACGCCCUGUGAGCAAGAGAAGGACAAGUAGAAGCACUAAGGUUUCAAGAACUGCAAAGAAAAGUCGACUGAGGUCACUGCUUGAAGGAUUUACUGGGUAGGUAGGGCCUGGGAAGCAAAGGCACUUCUGUGAGGCCCAGGGUUUCUGGCCUGGGCACGGGGGCUGGUGACCAGGAUCGGAGUAAGAGUUCUAAAGGGAGUUAGGCCUGAAGUUGCUGGGCAGAAUCACUCAGUUUUUAUUUAUUUUACAGAUCUGAGGCUUGAACCCAGGGACUCAUGGGUGCUAGGCAGAUGAUGUCCCACUGAGCUGUACUUUUAUCCCUGCAUGGGAAGGUUUUUUUGUUUUUUUUUUUUAAACAGAAAGGCAUGGGGAGAAGGAAGGAGCUGCAUUCACAGGUCUGCAUCUCUAUCAGUUACCUGUUGCUGGGACCAAAUUCCUGAGAAGAAUCAGCCUAAGGGAAGAAAUGUUUAUAUCGUCUCAUGGGUGAUGGGAUCUGCCUUGUUUUGGUGGGGAAGGCAUAGAAAGCCAGAGCAUAGAGGAGCUGAUCUCAUUUGUAUCCAGUCGGGAAGCAGGGAGAGAAGAAUAUUGGUGCUCUGCUCACUUUCUCCUUUAUAUACAAUCCAGUAUGCUAGCUAGCCCACAAGAUGUUGCUACCCACAUUUAAGGUGGGGCUCACAGACAUACAUAGCAGUUUUUUCCCCCGUAGUGCUUCUAAGUUCAGUCAAGUUGACAAAAUUGACCACCACAUUUUCCCGAUGUGUCUACAAAGCCAAGGCCCCGGGUAAGAUGUGUCUGGCAGUUCAGUAGGGGUAGUAGAUGAGAAGGUGUACAGGGAUGUCAAUCUGGUAUCUGACACAGAGGCAGAGGAAGAGCCUCAGAGACUGGGAACUGGGAAUGGGAGGAGAGGGAACCUAUGUUAUGUAAGAUGGGGACUUGACUUCAGAGAAGGGGCUCACUAGCUCUGUACAAGUGGGGAGAGGGAGGGUAAUAGUGGAACUCUAGGUAGAGAAAGAGAAGGCAGCCUACAAGAUGUAGGUCUCAUUUGAGUACAUUUAAGGCAUAUUGGGGGGCUGGAGAUGAGGAUCAGUGGUUAAAAGAACAUACUGCUCUUAGAGAGGACCCAACAUUAGUUUCUAGCACCCACAUGAAGUGGGGUCACAACUGCCUGCAAUUCUAGUUCCAAGGAAUCUAGCACCCUCUUUUCUCUGUGGGCACCUGUACUCACAAGGGGGUACACCACACACAUACACACACACACACAACCACACAUUUUUAAAAGAAUAGUAGUGUAUAUAUAUUACUGUUCCAAAAGAUUUAUUUUGAAGCAGGUGAUUGGAUAUUUGUAAGAACCAUGUUCUUGGAUGGGCAGAAAAGGAAGAUGAUUAGGGCUACAAGUAUGAUUGGGAGCAGGGUGUACUCCACCUAUGUAGCUGAAUAAUUCAUGGAGCUAUACUAGCUAGGAACUUGGUUGGGGCCACAAUGUCCAAGAUGACCUGCCAUUAUGCAGGACGCUUUUCCAAGUAGCAUCUAAUCAUUCAGGAGGUCCCCUAGAUGUUGGCUUUCAGAGAGGCUAUAAUAAGAGAGCAGACCCUGGAAGGCACCUGUUUCAACAUAUGUCUAAAUGUGUUACAUGUUGAUGCCUCCAUGGACAGAAGUUACGCAAGAAAGUAGCGGUGGUGGCACACGCCUUUAAUCCCAGCACUCGGGAGGCAGAGACAGGUGGAUCUCUGUGAGUUCGAGGCCAGCCUGCUCUACAGAUCGAGAUCCAGGACAGGCUCCAAAGCUACACAAAGAAACCCUGACUUGAAAAACAAAACAAACCAACCAACCAACAACAACCAAAAAAAAGCCAUCACUGUGUGGAGGAGUUGGAUGACCCUUAGGAGGUAGGAAGAGCAGGGCUGUAAGUGUAAGCAGUCCAACAGAGUACACCCUCUAGGUCUCCCCUGCAAGAUACAGACUCCUUCCAGAACCCUUGAGGUCUCAUGUCAUUGAGCCCUCCACUCAGGUUGAAGUCCAGAGUCUGAGCAUCUAUGUUAGGUGCAGAAACACACGAGGGUCCUCAGGCACAGUCGUCCCUUGGGGUUGUCAGGUGCAGAGUCCUGAGAAUUAAAAACCCAGCCCCCACGCCAUGUACAUUAAUGACAAAGAGAUGGACUGUCUUCAGUAGAUACUGCUAUGGAGACAGCCUGGAAUGUGGGCUGUAUACAGCUUCCAAAGUAGGGUAUAGAAGAGGGAACUGGACAGUGGACCACCUAGACAGAUAGCACUUUAAAUCAUGUGUGUCAUAUACCAUCGCUAGACUUCAGUAAGAAGACUGGGUCACCCUCAUCUACAGACAACUGCAGACCAAUGUCAACUUAAGAAAGGUAUGGUGGCCCAUGCAUGGGAUCUCAGUGCUUGAGCAAUUUGAGUCUCUCAAGUUCUGGGCCUGCCUGGACUACAUAACGAGCCCAGUUGAAGUAUCCUACGAAAUAUUCCGUUUUACAAAAUUGGACAUCAUUCCUUAAAAAAAAAAAAAAGCCACAGAGAGCAAGGAAAGGCUAAGUGCAUCACAGACCCCAAGGGACCACAAGGGAUGCCUAAAUGUAGUGCAUCACCUUGAAUGAGCUGGCACCGGGAACAGAAAGGGGACGCUAGUGAGGAAAUCGGUAACUCCGAUGUGUCAUCAGUGUUGGGUUUCUUAGUUUUGACACAUUAAUCAUAGAAAUGUAACAUAUUGACCCGGCCUGAAGGUGUGCACUUUAAUCCCUGCAUUUAGGAGGCUGGCUUUAAUAAACAAAGUUAGCCAGGUGUGGUGGGGCAGGCCUUUGAUCCUAGGGAGGCAGAAGCUGGAGAACCUCUUCUGAAUUUGAAGUCAACCUGGUUUACAUGUCGAAUUCCAGGCCAGCCAGGUUACAUAGUGAUACCAUGUCUCAUAGAAAAUGAGAGGGGCUGGGUUACAUAUUGGGACCAGGAAUGUAGUUCAGUGGUAUAGCAUUUAUUUACUCAGCAUGUACAAGGUCCUUGGUUUGAACCCCAGCACUGAAAAAAAAUUGUAGGAGCAGCAGCAGACACCCUGCUGUCCUGAAGUAGGGCCUUGCUCUAGAACCUUACACUGCUCCAGUUGCUUCUUCUUUCUUCUCUCUUCUUUCUCCUCCUCCUUUUUGGUUUUUCCAGACAGGGUUUCUCUGUGUAGCUUUGCACCUUUCCUGGAUCUCGCUCCAUAGACCAGGCUGGCCUCGAACUCACAAAAAUCUGCCUGGCUCUGCCUCUUGAGUGCUGGGAUUAAAGGCGUGCGCCAACACUGCCUGGCUUGGCUCUGUUCUUUUAACCAUCCUUAUUCUUGGCUUGCUUUGUCUGUACCGACAAAAAAACGUUGAAGCUUGAGGGUCUCUUUUUGUUUUGAAUGGUCUAGCUCAUUUAGUCCAAGUCAGUAUGACUCCUCUAAACACCAUGUAGGUUUUCAACUGUUUAGAUUUGUUAUUAGGCAAGGUUCACACCCAGGAAUCUCCUCAAGGUGGCCUCUAGGACAAAGUAUUGUGGCUGACAUAAGAUUGCUGGAAGAGCUGGCCGCGGUAGCUCAUGCCUGUAAUGUCAGCACUUAGAAGGCUGAGACAAGAGACUGCCCCAAGUCCAAGACCAGCCUGGACUGCAGAGGGACCCUGUAGUCCUCAAAACAAAACAAACUGUGAAUGUUGCCUCUAGUCUUUGAGCUCACCAAAUGAGAAAUAUUAACACCUACACUCUGGACUUAACCUUGACACCAAAAACAUUUCACAGGUGAUGCCCUAGAUGUUAUCUAUGCCUAGAGGCUCUUCCUUAAUAAAAUCCUUUUGCAGGGCUUGGAAUGUGACUUAGCUGGGACAAUGGUCGCCUCACUUAUACAAAGCCUAGAGUUCAGUCUCAAGCUUUGCAUAAAACCAGGUCUGGUGGUGAACGCCUAUAAUACGCCAAGGAGGGUCAAGUUCAAGUUCAUCCUUGGCUACACAGUGAGUCCGAGACCAGCCUGAGCUUCAUAAAACCCUCUCUGAAAAUGCCAAAAAAUAAAAUAAAGUUUUGCAUGUUGGUGACUAUAAUAAAAAAAAUAUUAACUUUUCAGCGUGGUGAGUUCUAUAUAGGAAAUAUUUCCUCCAGAUUUUGCUUGAAAAUGCAAGUGUUCUCUCUCCAUCUGAAGUCUCUCUUGCAGCAUAACUCAAGGCUAAAAGAACUUAGGGGCAGGGGAAACAGCAGAGGGGGUGGGGGUGAGUGGGUACUUGUCAAGCAUGUGGGAAGCAGGGGCUUCACCUCCAGCUGCAUAGCAAACAAACCAGCUCAGAAUCUGAGGGGAACAGUAUUUGUUUCCUGGGACAACGAAGUACCAAGGACCUGGAGGGUUUGUGUCAGUAGUCACGUUUUUGUUUUUUUCAUAGCUCCAGAGACUAGAGUUUGUGGGCU